AUGAUGAGAAUCUUAAUCAAUUUUCGUUCAAACCAUUUUAAAAAACGAAAUAUUCCCCCGUUUAUUUAUAAUUUUUUUCACAAUUCUUCGUUAUCAACCUCAUCAAAAUAUUACGAUUUAACUCACCUUCAAACUUCUAGUAUAAUACCUAAAUUUUCUUUAUCAGAUUUCAUCCUAUUACCAAACCACUUUACAUUACAAGAACAAACAUUUUUAUCAACUCAUUCUUUAACAAAAUUAAAAAGAAUUUUUGGUAAAAGAACUAUAUAUCAAUCUUCUCACUUUGAUCAUAUUAUACAUAAUUAUAGAGAAUGUCAAGUAACUAAUUGGACGACUGGUGAUAAUGAAAUUGAACGAGAAAUUAAUAAUUUAUUAAUUCAAAAAGUUUAUAACUUAUUUCCUAAAGAGAUUAAUUGGCUACCUAUACAUAUUUUAGAAUUAGCCGAAUCGAUUGGUGGGAUAAAACCUCAUGUUGAUAAUGUUGAAUAUUCCGGUAAUAUUGUGGCAGGGAUUUGUUUAAUUUCUCCUACUGUAAUGAUAUUAAGACACGUAAAUAAUCCUGAAUGCAAAUUUUCUGUUUUGUUAGAACCUGGUUGUCUUUACAUUCAAAGAGAUACCGUUAGAUAUAAUUUCACCCAUGAAAUUCCUAUUGAUCCCGAACAACACAAAUUUAAAAGUAAUUUAAUCCCAAAAGGACAGAGAAUUUCUCUAAUGUUUAGGGAAAAAGUAUGA
Funneliformis geosporum is the source of this 732-nucleotide messenger RNA. The record is from the annotation of a GenBank genome assembly. NCBI's taxonomy places the organism in Eukaryota, Fungi, Glomeromycota, Glomeromycetes, Glomerales, Glomeraceae.